AUGCUCUUCUUGAGUGACACACCAAGUCGGCGUGACGAGGAUGACGGCGAUGCUGCGAGCGGCAUAGAUCUUAGGAGUGCUGCACAGGCGGAGGCGGAGGUGACGGGGUUAGGGAUGCUUCAAGCGGCGUGGGAGCGUGAGGAGCUGCUGCGCGUGCGUCCUGUGGACCGUGCUCCGGUGAUGCGUCUGUCGCGGACGAUCGACUCCGUUGAUGACUGCGACGCGUAUCACUAAACCGCGGGGCAGCGGUAGCAGUAGGAGGAGGUCCUUGGCCUUCGUGCUGUGUGUUCACCAAAACUCUGGCGAGGGGAGCGGCCCUCGCCGGAGGACUCGUGUUGCCAUGAACACCCGGCAACUGAACCGGGCCAGCCUUCUCAUGAGUACGUUGACCUCCAUCGUUCUCCAUGAUUGUUUAGCAGCGGUUGUGAGUGUAUAAUAAUGUGGUGGUAGCCUUGCGGUGGGGGUGGAGGCGGA
This is a messenger RNA of Ectocarpus sp. CCAP 1310/34, 474 nucleotides long. The record is from the annotation of a GenBank genome assembly. NCBI's taxonomy places the organism in Eukaryota, Phaeophyceae, Ectocarpales, Ectocarpaceae.